Messenger RNA from Talaromyces rugulosus, 2388 nucleotides. RefSeq lists its product as uncharacterized. NCBI's taxonomy places the organism in Eukaryota, Fungi, Ascomycota, Eurotiomycetes, Eurotiales, Trichocomaceae. The record is from RefSeq and is a predicted model, not a curated record. The transcript is spliced from 5 exons. Bases 1 to 2388 code for a protein of 795 amino acids. Gene Ontology annotation, molecular function: GTP binding; microtubule binding; GTPase activity. Gene Ontology annotation, cellular component: microtubule; membrane; cytoplasm.
AUGAAAGAAGACAUAGCUUCAAGCCAGCUGCAAGCAGAGCAAGGUGGACUGCUGGAUAAAAUCGACGAACUCCGAACCAUUGGAGUCGGGGGCAUCGUCGAGCUGCCUCAGCUGAUAGUAUGUGGCAGUCAAUCAAGCGGGAAAAGCUCUGUGCUUGAAGCUAUUUCACGUGUGCGAUUCCCAGCAAAGGAUAACGUAUGCACGCGUUUCGCAACAGAAGUUGUUCUCCGCCGAACGCCUACUUCCACCAACAAAGUCUCUAUCAAACCGGGGCCGUCGAGGCAGCAUAAUGAGCAGGAGCUUAGAAGACUUCGUGGCUUUCAACACGCCGAGUUUCAUGAUGGAGACGACCUACCAGCAAUUAUCGAAAAGGCCAAAGAGUGCAUGGGUAUUGAUGACUCGGCUCAUAUGGGAUUCAGUGAUGAUGUCCUCGUCGUCGAGAUUUCUGGGCCAGAUAAACCAGAAUUGACGCUGGUAGAUUUGCCUGGGCUAUAUAGCUCCACCAGUCAAGAUCAGGGGCAGGAGGGCAUUGCCAUUGUUCGCGACCUUACGGAGAAAUACAUGCAGAAUUCUCGGAGCAUCAUUCUGGCAGUCAUUAGUGCCAAAGCGGACUAUCACCUACAGGAAAUAUUGGAUAUCGCAAAGAAAUUCGAUUUUUCACUCGAGAGAACAUUGGGGGUCAUCACGCAUCCGGAUACUUUGGAAGAACGAUCGGGACUAGAGGACAACUACUUGAGGUUCAUACAGAAUGAAAAGGUUCGCCUCAAAUUAGGAUGGCAUGUUCUUCGUAACCGUUCACACGGGACGCGAGGAGCCUCCGACGAAGAUCGCGACCAGCUGGAAGAGGACUUCUUCAAGAAAGGACGAUGGGCCAGUAUUCCUCGUGACCGCGUGGGUAUCGACAGCCUCCGCCACCGGUUAAGCAAAAUCCUGCUCAACCACAUCCGACGCCAUCUGCCAGAAAUGGUUGCUGAGAUUAAAGAAAAAAUUGCUGAGCGCCAACAAUCACUCGUAAAACUUGAGAUUCUCGUUCAACUAUCCAAGAGCAGAGAGGGUAUCUCAUUGAAUUCGUUCUUCGGCAGCCUCGAUAGCGCCGGCGGGGAUUCUGUGGAUUCUUCACGACUUCGAGCUGUGAUUCGUGAAUCGAACGAGCGGUUUUUAGAUGCGAUGGCUAUUGGCGGUUUUGGCCGUAUAGUUAUCAAGAACGAGGAUCAAAAAUUGACAGGAUCGGCUUAUAACAAUGCCAAGUCCAAUGAAUAUCUCCAGGACUGGUCUGCAGAUUACGUAACUCGCAAAAAUUUUGAAAUCGAGGUUGCAGACCACGCGCGGAGAAACCGAGGUAUUGAGCUUCCAGGUAACCCUAAUCAAGUGGAAGUUGGAUACUGGUUUCGGAAUCAGUCGCAGCCAUGGGAAGAAUUGGCCCGAAAACAUCUCAUGGCAGCAUGGGGUGCUGUGGACUACUUCGUAUCACUCGUUUUGGAUCAUCUAACAGAUGAGCAUACAUAUCCCCUCAUAUGUGGCCUUGUACUCGAACCCGAGUUGGAGAGAAUGAAGAACAACGUGUUGAAGAAGCUUGAAGAGCUCAUAUAUCAAAUCAAACGUGGCCAUCCACUGCCUGUGGGAAAUAAUUUCCUUGGACGAGUCCAACAGGCCAGAAUCUCUCGUGAUUCGGCACAACUUCACCAACAACUAAACGCAGCGGGGGUACGGCAGGAUCCUGAAUCAGGGAUUGAUCCAAUUCGUCUUCAAAAAGUCUUCUCCAACAUACAAACUUCGCGAGAUGAGUUUGCUGCGGCUGAUAUCAUUGACCAGAUGGAAGCAUACUAUCAUGAUGCCAUUUUGAUCUUUAUCAACAACGUUGUGACACUUGGAAUUGAGAAUUGUCUUCUCGAUCCAUUGAAUGAAAUAUUCACUGGGCAAACCAUCAAUGACAUGAGUGAUUCCGAGAUCGAAAAACUCGCUGCGGAGCCAGAUUUCGUCCAGAGCGAGCGUGAGAGACUGUCUCGCGAAAUUGACCAGCUGGAAAAUGGACGUCGGAUACUUAAUCGCUUCGGCGGGGCAGGGCGAGCACAUCCUAUCCGCCCUGCCGCCUCUGAUAAGCAAGGAUCAAACUUUGCUUCCUCUUCUGGAGGCCAGAGCGUCUUCCAACCGCCUAGAGUGCCCAACGGAUUAUUCGACCAUCAGAAAGACACUUCGGUGAAAUCGAACGAGAAACCCUCUCCAACAUUUUCCUUUAGACCACAUAACAACACAAAUCCAUCAGGCACCAACAGUACUUUCUCUUUCACUAGCGAAAACCCAGUGCGUACCAGUGGGUCCGUUUCGUUUUUCGGAAAUAAUGCAUAUCCCCCACCAACAAGGACCUCAACCAUGGCUUCGGAGCUUUAA